Messenger RNA from Pseudocercospora fijiensis CIRAD86, 1113 nucleotides. RefSeq lists its product as uncharacterized. Gene Ontology annotation, cellular component: endoplasmic reticulum membrane. The coding region runs from base 33 to 920 and encodes 295 amino acids. Gene Ontology annotation, biological process: (1->6)-beta-D-glucan biosynthetic process; fungal-type cell wall biogenesis. Lineage: Eukaryota; Fungi; Ascomycota; Dothideomycetes; Mycosphaerellales; Mycosphaerellaceae. The record is from RefSeq and is a predicted model, not a curated record. The transcript has 2 exons.
GAUACAGCACCAGCACCACGCCAUCACACAAAAUGCGGUUACAAAGAUUAAUCGCCCUGCUCGCAUCAGCAACCUCGACAUACGCCCUGAGAGACUCGUCGCCCUUUUUUCUCCUCUCCACGGAGACGUCGCAAAGCAUACCCAGCGACCAGCUCGCAACCGCCUCCCACCUCGAAGACGGCCUCAUCUCCGCCCUCUCGAAAUGCGAUUCGAAUCUCUAUUUCUUCGUCACAUAUCCCGGUCUUCACAGUCGAGAUCUCUCCAGCAGUGAUGCGAUGCCCGAACUACAGAAACGGGUCAAGAACUGCGACUACAAAUCGGUAGUCCAGAUCCCAGAAGUGAUCGGCGCCACAGAUAUCGCACGAGUAGCGCACUCCGUGAGCCAAAAUUGUCGGAUCGAAGAGUUUAGUCUCAAAGAUGGCAUGCCAGAGAAUAAGAAAAAGGCCAUCUUCGGACCUAUGACUCUUCCUUCCCUCACAUCUGAUGCGGCCGAGAAGAGGAUGGAAGAUAUUCAGAGUCAGGACUGGUUACUCAAUUCAAAGAUCAAGGAUUUGGUUGCGAAUCAUACGAAGCAUACAAUUCUGCUGGUUGGUGUGCCGAGUGAGGAGCACAAGACUGCUACUCUGGAGUGGGAGCAGGAGGAUGAGCCGCCUUUCGAGAGGAAUAUGCAUACAGAUUUGAAGAGGGACUUGGAGACGGGGUUCAAGAGGCAAACGAAGAAGAGCGAUAAUCCGCAAGAUGAGUUGCCGCUGUUUGAGAAGUAUCAGUUUUUGAGUCCUGGUAUUUUCAUGGGUCUGACUGUCUUCUUGCUCCUGUUUGUUAUCCUCUACGUGGGUAUCACGGCCAUAGCGGGACUUGAGGUUUCGUACAUGUCCUUCAGCAAGGAGAUGGGACCAAAUGCGCAGAAGAAGCAGCAAUAGGGAGAGUCGGGGGCAGCGUAAGAGCGCGUGUAUGAGCAAGAUCAAGAUAUGUACAAUGAAAGACUCAGAACUUUUCCAGUGAUACGGCGUUUCAAGGGGAAAUUUGGAAAAUAAGAUCGAGCCAGGAUGAAUCCCGUUCAUGAUUUGGAAUCGUAAUUGCUCUUUACGAAGGACGAACUUCUUUCAGUGACGG